UAUAUACAUGCAAACAUCCCUCCUGAAGAGAACUUCAAACCUCAAAAGCAACGGUCAAAUAACGGUCCUUUGGCUUGGUUUCAUCUUCUUCUCUCUGAUGGGGAGGGAUGAAGCCUCUUUGGCGCCAUUGUUCCUCCGCCUUGAAACUAUUCUCUCCCGCCCCCUCUUCUAAGCCUUUCCAAACCUCCACCGUCUCCAUCAUCCCAGAGACUCCAUCCAUUGCCCAUCUCUCCCUCCCCACCAGACCACUCGCCAGUUCCAAUCUCUUGUCCUUCAUCACCUCCCUCCAAUCGCUCACCCAACACCAUGCUUACCUCCUCAAAUCUGCACUUGCUCAUCAGCCUCCUUUUCGCAAUCAUCUUCUCUUGCUCUACUCCAAUUUCCACUCCCUGACCUUUGCCCGUAAGCUGUUCGAUGAAAUUCCCACACCAGAUCUUGUUUCUUUCUCCACGCUUAUCUCUGCCUGUGUUCACCAUGGACUUUGUCGUGAUGCCAUCCAAUGCUUUGUAAAAAUGAGAUCUUUUGGAAUAUCUAGUAAUGAGUUUACUUUCCCCAGUGUCCUUAAGGCUUGCUCUGCCACCUCUGACCUCAAAGCUGGUUUGCAAGUUCAUGCUUUUAUUGUUCUGACUGGGUUUGAAUCUGACGUUUUUGUUGCCAAUACGCUUUUGGUGAUGUAUUCCAAUUUUGGGUGCGUUGUGGAUGCUCGGAAGAUCUUUGAUGGGAUUCCUGACUCAAAUGAGGUCUCAUGGAAUGCUAUGUUCUCAGGAUAUGUCAAGAAUGGCUGGUUUGAGGAUGCGAUUGGGUUGUUCAGGGAGAUGGUGUUGGGUGGGGUGAGGCCUAAUGAAUAUGGGUUUUCAAGUGUGCUCAAUGCUUGCACUGGAUCUCAGGACAUGUGCAGGGGGAGGAUGAUUCAUGGAUAUCUAAUUCGGCUUGGGUAUGAUUCAGACCCAUUCACUGCUAAUGCUUUGGUUGAUUUGUAUGCAAAAUUGAGGAAUGUGGAGGCUGCUAGUAUUAUUUUCAGAAGGAUGUUUCAGCCUGAUAUUAUUUCUUGGAAUGCUUUCAUUGCAGGAUGUGUUCUUCAUGGGCAUGAGAGCUGGGCUUUGGAUCUGUUCAUGGAGAUGAGAGAUUCAGGCAUGCUUCCUAAUAUGUUCACACUGUCAAGUAUUCUGAAGGCUUGUGCAGCGAAAGGGAAAUCAGUUUUGGGGCGACAGAUACAUGGUAAUCUGAUCAAGGUCGGCUUUGAGUCAGACAAAUAUGUGGCUGUUGGCCUUGUUGAUAUGUAUGCAAAAGGCUAUUACAAAGAGGAGGCAAAGAAAACUUUUGAUUCUAUUCCACGGAAGGAGCUAGUUAUGUGGAAUGCAAUAAUAUCCGGAUAUGCACAUAGUGGGAAUGAUGCAGAGGCCUUGUCCUUUUUCAUUGAGAUGACAAAGGAAGGUUUUAGCUUCAAUCGGACCACUCUGACUGCUGUUCUCAAAUCAACUGCUAGCCUAGAGGAUCUCAGUUUAAGCAAACAGACGCAUGGACUUGCAGUGCAGACAGGAUUGGCAUCUGAUACUUAUGUUGUAAAUGGUCUCAUUGAUGCAUAUGGAAAGUGUGAUUGCAUAGAGGAUGCAGGAAGGCUAUUUGAGGAAUGCUCUUAUCUUGAUGUGGUAUCGUUUACAUCAAUGCUCACAGCUUACUCACAGAGUGGCCAAGGGGAGGAGGCUGUGAAGCUCUUUGUGGAGAUGCUGCAUAGGAAGCUCAAGCCAGAUUCCUAUGUCUAUAGUAGUCUUCUCAAUGCUUGUGCUAGUUUAUCUGCUUAUGAGCAAGGCAAACAAAUACAUGUUCAGGCUUUAAAGCUGGGGUUUCUGUGUGAUGUGUUUGCAGGGAAUGCACUUGUCAACAUGUAUGCCAAGUGUGGAAGCAUUGAUGAUGCAAACUUAGCCUUUUCUGAGAUACCAGAACGAGGGGUAGUAUCUUGGUCUGCUAUGAUCGGUGGGCUCGCUCAGCAUGGGCAUGGAAAGGAAGCAUUGGAUUUGUUCCAUAAAAUGCUGGAUGAGGGGGUGCCUCCAAAUCACAUAACUCUGACUAGUGUUCUUUGUGCCUGCAAUCAUGCGGGUCUACUUAACGAGGCCAAACAUUAUUUUGACUCAAUGGAAGAGAUGUUUGGUGUUAAACACACCGAAGAACAUUAUGCCUGCAUGAUUGACCUUCUUGGACGUGCCGGGAAAUUAGAUGCAGCCAUGGAGCUAGUGAACAGCAUGCCAUUUGAAGCCAAUGCGGCAGUAUGGGGAGCACUCCUAGGGGCUUCUAGAAUUCAUGGAAAUAUAGAGCUGGGUAGACGUGCAGCUGAGAUGCUCUUUGCUCUUGAACCAGAGAAGUCUGGAACCCACGUGUUGCUAGCAAACAUGUAUGCUUCUGCAGGAAUGAUGAAAGGUGUUGCUGAAGCUAGAAGACUGAUGAAAGAUAGCAAGGUGAAGAAAGAACCAGCCAUGAGUUGGGUUGAAUUGAAAGAUAAAGUUCACACCUUUAUCGUCGGAGAUAGAAGCCAUGAAAGGACUGAAGAGAUAUAUGCAAAGCUUAAGGAGUUGGGUGAUUUGAUGGGUAAAGCUGGUUAUGUGCCAAUGGUGGAAAUUGACCUCCAUGAUGUCGAACGAAGUGAGAAGGAAGUGCUUCUCUCCCAACACAGUGAGAAGCUUGCAGUCGCAUUUGGAUUGAUUAGCACUCCUCCUGGAGCCCCUAUUAGAGUGAAGAAAAAUCUCCGAAUUUGCAAAGAUUGUCAUGUGGCAUUUAAGUAUAUAUCCAGAAUAACUUCUAGGGAAAUUAUCAUUAGAGAUAUCAACCGGUUUCAUCGUUUCACAGAUGGAUCAUGUUCUUGUGGGGAUUAUUGGUGACUAAUCUGGAAAGACUGAUUCUCCAUAACAUCACAUAGCCACCAACAAGGUACAAUUUAAAGGACAACUAAACACAUACUGUGACAUGCAAACAUAGAAGAAGAAAAUUCACACAAGCAGAAGAAUAACAACAAAUCAGGCUUAAGAAGAUCCAUGAGACAACAUGGCCUUCCUGAGUUCAGCAGC
Dioscorea cayenensis subsp. rotundata (Guinea yam) is the source of this 3059-nucleotide messenger RNA. RefSeq names its product putative pentatricopeptide repeat-containing protein At5g52630. Gene Ontology annotation, molecular function: zinc ion binding; protein binding; RNA binding. The transcript is spliced from 2 exons. The record is from RefSeq and is a predicted model, not a curated record. The coding region runs from base 108 to 2873 and encodes 921 amino acids. Lineage: Eukaryota; Viridiplantae; Streptophyta; Magnoliopsida; Dioscoreales; Dioscoreaceae. Gene Ontology annotation, biological process: RNA modification.